CUUGAGGGAUGAAGUGGGAAUAACGGAUUUAAGGCUUGGGAGUCUUUAGGAGGGAUAACGUGGUGGGCAGAAGCUUUUAAUUGGAAUGAGUUUUUUAUAGCAGUGUGCGCAAGCCCCUUCACCAGGAGCUUAAAGAAGAACAAUAAUCCCGAAGUAAGCAAGGGCCCCGCUUCUUUUUCUAGUCUUACAGGAAACCUCGGGAUGGUUACCAUGCGGCUUGCGUACACCCUCCUGUUUCUUGCUUUUUGCAGUAUAAAGGAAGGCAGAGGAUUACAGUGCUUCUCGUGUGUGGGCUCUAAUGACCAGGAAUGUAAUCGCCAAGGCUCCCUCCAAUGUCCCAGAGACUCGGAUGCAUGUGCCAUUAUCCGUGGGCAGUCCAGUGGUGUGAUGAAGUCCUGUUCCUUCAAGUCAUUCUGUGAUCGUGCUUUGCGGGAAGGCUCAAAAGCCCCGGGCGUCAGCGUGCAGUGCUGCUUCUCCAAUAACUGUAACAGUGGAAGUCAGGGGUCCGGCAGCCAGCUCAGUGCCAGCUAUGCUCGUCUCUUGGGGUUUCUCGCAUUGGUCCUUUGUCUCUUAAUCAUCACUUAAUGACCUACACUACAGUGUUGUCCACAGCUUUCAAACUCUGCUACCUGUCUGCAGUGUCCGCAAUGUGAAACAUAGAAUAUGGAAGAACCAACAAAACAGCCCAAAAUAGUCAUACUUAAUUUUCUUUCAGUCAGACAAUGUUCUUACGCAGGUGUAGGCAAAAGGUCUGUACAAAGAGAUGUCCACCAUGAUCCUUGUGACUGCCUACUGCUGUUCUGGCAUGUAAUUGCAGAAAAUGCAUAGGAUGGUCUCUGUGAAAGAUUUAAAUGGUACCAUUGCUCAAAACAAAGAAAUAAGAGAGCAGAUUUUAUCACAUGCAACAUACUUUUAUUAUGAUAAGGACCAUGGUCAUUUUCAGAAAAAUUAAUUACAAUAUUAUUGUCCAAUGCAUGAUAUUUUUAAUGGCUCUGAAAAAGGGCAACGUGUAUAAAAUAAAUUGUUACAU
Molecule: messenger RNA, 1030 nt
Organism: Spea bombifrons (plains spadefoot toad)
Lineage: Eukaryota; Metazoa; Chordata; Amphibia; Anura; Pelobatidae
Product: urokinase plasminogen activator surface receptor-like
Exons: 3
Coding region: 202-585 (127 amino acids)
Source: RefSeq, a predicted model, not a curated record